This is a messenger RNA of Magallana angulata, 3322 nucleotides long. RefSeq lists its product as uncharacterized. The transcript has 2 exons. Gene Ontology annotation, biological process: DNA recombination; DNA integration. Gene Ontology annotation, molecular function: DNA binding. The coding region runs from base 44 to 1228 and encodes 394 amino acids. Lineage: Eukaryota; Metazoa; Mollusca; Bivalvia; Ostreida; Ostreidae. The record is from RefSeq and is a predicted model, not a curated record.
AACAAUUGUUUCUAUAUUUUUAUGGUAAUACCCAACGCUAAUUAUGCCGAAGACUAAGUCAAGGCCGUCAAGGCCAGCAAGGCCAGCCCCCACGGAGCGGACGUCCAGGCGACCUCGACUCCACGCCGCGGCUAGGGAUGAGCCCCAGUCAGUAGUGCAGGCGGCAACCCCACAGGCACGUUCAAGCCCAGUUGAACAGUCAGCGCCACAGGCGCCCACAACCAGCGUUUGCACAAUACCGGUCACUGAGCCACCUGUGCCCACAGUGGGGCAGAUUCAGGGAACUGGCUCCAGCAGCAGACCAGCUACCCCAACCCAUACCAACAUCCUUCCACAACGUGCUCUUGAAGAUGAAAUGAACCGCCUUCUCAUGUCAUCACUAGCCAGUAACACUACCAAAGCUUACGCUGUGGGUCUGCAAGCUUUCGACCAGUUUAGAUUAAAUCAACAGUUGUCCAUCCUUUGGCCACCACCUUCAAAUCACAUUUUAAUGUUCAUAGCUCACCUGUCCAUACAAGGCUGCAAACAAACCACUGCUAGGGCCUAUACAUCUGCAAUUGCAUUUAAAUGUAAAGUAUUAGGGAAUGGUGACCCUACAAAACAUUUCCUUGUUGGUAAAGUGUUAGAAGGCAUGAAAAGGCAAAAUAACAACAGGGAUGUGCGCAUGCCCAUAACCCUAGAGAUUUUGAAUCAAAUCCUUCAUAAGUUGCCUGUGGUAUGCCAGGAUAGCUAUGAAACUUCACUGUUUGCUGCUGCGUUUACCUUGGCAUAUUAUGCAUUAUUAAGGGUGGGGGAAUUAGCAUUAUCUAAGGGUAACUCACCCGAUAGAAUCAUCCAGGUUCAGCAUAUUUCAAUUCAACACUCUAUUAUCAAUCUCCUUAUUAAAUACUCCAAGACGGAUCAACUAGGCAAAGGAACCCACUUGCGCAUCAAUGCCACUGACACCCAAUUUUGUCCAGUCAAAAUUAUGAACAAAUAUUUACAAGUUCGGCCAAAUGUUACAGGCCCCCUGUUUUGCCACUACUCCGGCCAACCACUAACCCGCUAUCAGUUCUCAUCAGUACUGGCAAAAGCCCUACAAGUUUUGGGAAUCAACAGCAAGUAUUACAAAUCUCAUUCAUUCAGGAUAGGGGCAGCUACCAUGCUGGCACAGCAGGGCCUAUCAGAACAAGCCAUACAAGCCUCUGGGCGAUGGCAUUCACAAGCCUAUAGGUCUUACAUUAGGUAAUGCAUAUUCAGCAUUCCCCUUCACUCAACUAACCACCGGCAGUUGGCGAUUAAUUAUCAUGUUCCCUCUCUUAAGAUCUUCAUUUUAAUUCCCUAUUUGUAUCUGUCAUUAUUUUAACAAAAUAUUUGCAUUCCUUAACCAAUUUAAUCCAAGUGGUUGCAGAUCCAGUAAAUGUGUGGAUUUUGGGAUCUUCCAUUAUCAAACAUGCUACAGUAGCAGCCUCACAAAGAAUCGGAGGAACCAACCUAUCCAUUCCAAAUGCCAACAUAUGGUGGCAGGGGUACAGUGGCAUGAAACUUUUGGACCUUGUCCCUAAACUCAAGUACCUCAAAGGCCUCAAAUUGCAAAGUCCUCCUCACAUUAUUGUCGUUCAUUGCGGAGCCAAUAAUGUUGGCAAAACUCGUCUUGACCGGCUGUUGACCAUGGUACAUGACAUUCUGUCUCAAUGUAAAACAUUAUUCCCAAAAACCAAAUUUGUGUGGUCCUCUACCCUCCCCAGGUUAACAUGGCGCUAUUCAACAAAUACAAAAGCCAUGAACCAAACCCGAACCCGAGUUGACCGCCAAGCAAUUAAAACCAUGGUGAGCCUGGGAGGGGCCUACAUCAAGCAUCCUCAAAUUAAAAUCAGUCAUACCCAACUUUUUCAUAGUGACGGUACCCACCUAUCCAAGUUGGGGAACGACCUUUUUCUCAACAAUUUACAAGGGGCUAUCGAACACAUAAUGGGGGUCAAAACCAAGUAAAACCAUCCCAUCCUCAUUGGCAUUGGUCGGCGGUAUCUAUUUGAGGUGGGGACGUGACGCCGUCACCAAUAUGUAGGACCUUUGGUGGCGGAUGCAUGUUCAUGCAUGUGGCGCUUUCGUCAAACCCCACCUCAAAUGGAACAGUGUUUUCUAAACCGUGUAUCAUUUUUGUGGCGCAAAUAGCGCUUUUCAUCAUUGCAACUUUGAUACAUGCAAAUUAUUAUGUUUAAUUAUACAAUUGUGUAUUAAAUGGGAUAUUGACCCAUUUAACCUUAUUGCACUUUAAUGCAGCUUUGAUUGAACUUUGAACUCUGAUUGAACUUUGAACUCUGAUUGAACUUUGACCAUAUUGCAUUUUGAGUGGCGUUGUGCAUUUGUGACCUACCCAGUGCACAAUUCAGCCCAUUUUGGGGUCGCCACACUUGAUUGUUUGUUGUUGGGGAGACGACCCUGCGGCCGCUCCCAAAUUUUGUUCCUUUUGUCACCGCGACCAAAUAAGCCAAUUACAUUAAAAUAAAUCCCACCCAAAUUUUUACUUUGUGUCUUAUAUCUGUGAUAAUAGCGCAUAUUAAAGCGCAGUCUCAGAAUAUGCGCAUUUAUCUCAGUUUACUUUCCAUGCUCAUUCCGGAUUUAUCCGGGUUGCGCAUGCUGAGUUCCAAAAUAGUUUUUUACUAAGUGCUUUUCUAUAUUACGUCAUAUCCUUCUUUUCAAUCUUCACGUCAUACAAACUGGUAGGUUAAAAUUUUCUCUGUUGAAUUAUCAUUAUUUGCCUAACUAUUUCUUAAAAACCCACCCUCCCUCCCCUUUUGUUUUUUUUUUUUAUAAAUUUGUAUAAUGUUAUAAUUAUUUUGUUGAAAUCAGAUACUGCUGUCUCUUUGUGUUAAAUUUUCAGGUGAAAUCCCAAAUCUGGACUUGCAGCCCUUCAAAGUCGCGGUGAACAUGUUGAAGACCUGGAUGUGAAUUUGAACCGGCGCUUUCGUCAAACCCCACCUCAAAUGGAACAGUGUUUUCUAAACCGUGUAUCAUUUUUGUGGCGCAAAUAGCGCUUUUCAUCAUUGCAACUUUGAUACAUGCAAAUUAUUAUGUUUAAUUAUACAAUUGUGUAUUAAAUGGGAUAUUGACCCAUUUAACCUUAUUGCACUUUAAUGCAGCUUUGAUUGAACUUUGAACUCUGAUUGAACUUUGAACUCUGAUUGAACUUUGACCAUAUUGCAUUUUGAGUGGCGUUGUGCAUUUGUGACCUACCCAGUGCACAAUUCAGCCCAUUUUGGGGUCGCCACACUUGAUUGUUUGUUGUUGGGGAGACGACCCUGCGGCCGCUCCCAAAUUUUGUUCCUUUUGUCACCGCGAC